Messenger RNA from Cryptosporidium ubiquitum, 666 nucleotides. Its product is annotated as superoxide dismutase. Lineage: Eukaryota; Apicomplexa; Conoidasida; Eucoccidiorida; Cryptosporidiidae. Gene Ontology annotation, molecular function: metal ion binding; superoxide dismutase activity. The coding region runs from base 1 to 666 and encodes 221 amino acids. The record is from RefSeq and is a predicted model, not a curated record. Gene Ontology annotation, biological process: superoxide metabolic process. The transcript has a single exon.
AUGUCAAUCAGAGUUGUUUUUAAUAAUAACUCUAUAAAGUUGAUUAACAGAGUUUUUAGAUUCUUCUCAGCAAUGCCAUUUGAAUUACCAUCUCUACCAUACGACAAGAAGGCUUUAGAACCAGUCGUAUCAUCUGAAACUUUGGAUUACCAUCAUGGAAAGCAUCAUGCAGGAUAUGUAACAAAAUUGAAUUCAUUGAUAAAAUCUACAGAGUUUGAAAAUGAAAACGAUUUAAUGAAAGUUAUUAUGAAAAGUUCCGGUCCAAUAUACAACAAUGCAUCUCAAGUUUGGAAUCACACAUUUUACUGGAACUGUUUAAGGUCUCCUUCUGAUACUAAUACUCCAACUCCAAAGGUUGCAAAGCUGAUUGAUGAAUCCUUUGGGAGUUUUGAAUCUUUUAAGGAAUCUUUUGCUGCAAAUGCCACCGGUCACUUUGGUUCUGGUUGGAUUUGGGUAGUAAUUGAUCCAAGUAAUCAUAAAAAACUAAAGAUUGUCCAAACUCAUGACGGAGACAAUCCUGAAAAGCUUGGACAUGGGAAACCAGUUCUAACCUGUGAUGUAUGGGAACAUGCUUAUUACAUAGACUACAGAAAUAACAGAGCCUCAUAUGUUGACAAAUUCUUCAGUAUUAUCAACUGGGAUUUUGUUGAAUCAAAUUUAAGUUAA